AUGGAUACGUCCCAGCAAUCCCCUGCGGCCCAAGCAAGCGGCAGUAGCUGGACCUCGUUCGUCAAGUCCAUCGCAUCGUUCAACGGCGACCUCUCCAGUCUGACAGCCCCGCCUUUUAUUGUCUCCGCCAAGAGUCUGACCGAGUUCAGCUCGUACUGGGCCGAGCAUCCCGCCUUGUUCUCCGCCCCCGCCCACGAGCCCGACCCGGAGAAGCGUGCUGUCCUGGUGCUCAAGUGGUUCCUUGCCUGCCUCAAGCAGCACUAUGCCAGCCGCAGCGAGCAGUACGGCAAUGAGAAGAAGCCGCUCAACCCCUUCCUCGGCGAGCUGUUCCUCGGCACGUGGGAGGACGAUGCUGCGUCCCCAGAGGCCCCCAACGGCUCUGGUACCACCGAGCUGGUCAGCGAGCAGGUUAGCCAUCAUCCACCCGCCACCGCCUAUAGCAUCACCAACGUGCCCACUGGCGUCCACCUUGAGGGCUACAAUGCCCAGAAAGCCUCGUUCAAGAGCACCAUCAUCAUCAAGCAGAUCGGCCAUGCCGUCCUGACUGUGCCCGUCCCCAGCAGUAAGGGUGGCGCUAGCGAUGCCGAGCCCGACAAGUACCUCAUCACACUCCCCGGCCUGCACAUUGAGGGCCUCCUGUUCGGCGCGCCCUUUGUUGAGCUCGAUGGCUGCUCCUACAUUACAUCGUCCACUGGCUACACGGCCCGCAUCGACUACAGCGGCAAGGGCUGGCUCAGCGGCAAGAAAAACAGCGUCACCGCUGUGCUGUACCCGACCGGCCGUGAGAAGGAGGUUCUGUACAACGCGUCGGGCCAGUGGACUAAGGCGUUUUCGAUUCACAAGGGCCCUGCCAAGUCCAACAGCAGCAGCACUCUCGUCACCACCUUCGAACCUGCUCAGUCCCCGACUCUGCCUCUCCACGUGCAGCCGAUCGAGAAGCAGCACCCCCUUGAGAGCCGCCGCGCGUGGCGGAAUGUCGCUGCCGCUGUGGCCAAGGGCGACCUUGACACGCUGAGCGCUGAGAAGACCAAGAUCGAGAACGCCCAGCGCGAGAUGCGCGCCAGCGAAAAGGCCGAGGGCCGUGCAUGGGAGCGCCGGUACUUCUCUGUCGUGCCAGAAGGCGAGUCCGACCCUGUCCUCGAUAGCCUGGCUGCGAAUGUCGGGCUUCACCCGAACGGUGAUAGUGACAAAACGGGCGGCCUGUGGCGGUUCGACCGUGCCAAGGCAGAGGCGGCCAAGAAGGCGGCGCCGCUCACCGAAGCCGAGGCCAGCAAGAUGGCCGAGGAGUUCCUUGGUCAGCGUGAAUAG
Messenger RNA from Sporothrix brasiliensis 5110, 1308 nucleotides. RefSeq lists its product as uncharacterized. Gene Ontology annotation, biological process: piecemeal microautophagy of the nucleus; exocytosis; endocytosis. Gene Ontology annotation, cellular component: intracellular membrane-bounded organelle; membrane; cytosol. The coding region runs from base 1 to 1308 and encodes 435 amino acids. The transcript has 2 exons. Lineage: Eukaryota; Fungi; Ascomycota; Sordariomycetes; Ophiostomatales; Ophiostomataceae. Gene Ontology annotation, molecular function: oxysterol binding. The record is from RefSeq and is a predicted model, not a curated record.